AACAUGGAUCAAGUCAGUGGUUAAAUCCUGAUGCACAAAUAUCCAACAUAUUUCAUGACAAUACUUGAUUCAGACAGCAGACUUAUCAAUUUUGAAAAAUACAUACAAUUUGCACACAUCAAUUGUCUUCCUUCUAGUCAGGCUGUUUAUCAGCGUACAUUCACACAGCAGUGAAAGAGACAAACAACAAAUAAUAUUAUAUUGCAAGAGCAUUCAAAGUGUUUCUGAAGUAAAUGUUGCAACAACAUGUAUUUAAAGUAUCACAGGUAAAUGUGCACAGCAGCCUCUGGUGCCGCUAUCAGAUAAAAGUAGCUGAUUAAAUUCAGAGAUUGACAUCUGAACUGUGCAGGAGUGGAAGUAUUAGGUAGCAAACAAUGGAAACAUGCAAGUAAAGUACGAUUAUCUCAGAGCUGUUCUCCAGUUAAUGUUGCUGCAUUCACACAAGCUAAUGUUUGUACACACUGAUGACCUCACACUCACGAGUAACAGCGAUAAGAUAAACGGCGCUUUGGAAGAAAAACUGUUUGUUGAGAAAAUAUUUUUGCUGUUAAAUCGCAUUUUUUUUUGCGUGUGAUUUCAUGUAAUGGACGUUGAGUUAUUAUGUUGCUCGGCAACAGAUACAUAUCCAACACAUGCGGCGGGUAAGACCCGUGUGUCAGCUCAGAUUAAUGGCGUGUUUGUCACGGCGGUGUGGAAGACUGGACCUGUGGUAUGAAAGACCUCAGUGCAGACGCCGCCAGGAACAACAAGUCAAAAAGCUCAAACGUCGAAGUUUACGGGCCAUCCAGACUGAUUUACUCUUCACUGUCACACAGGCUGAGAUUCUUAGUGUCCUGAGUCAUAAGAACAUCAUUCAGUUUUAUGGAGCCCUGCUGGAAUCUCCCAACUAUGGCAUUGUCACAGAAUAUGCCAGUGGAGGGUCUCUGUACGAGUACCUUUCCAGUGAGCAGAGUGAGGAGAUGGACAUGGAGCAGAUCAUGACGUGGGCCAUACAGAUAGCCAAAGGGCUGCAUUACCUCCACGCAGAAGCUCCAGUCAAAGUCAUUCACAGAGACCUCAAGUCACGAAACGUGGUGAUGACAGCAGACAAAGUGCUGAAGAUUUGUGACUUCGGGGCGUCUAAGUUCCUGACCCACACCACCCACAUGACGGUGGUGGGCACUUUUCCCUGGAUGGCUCCAGAAGUCAUCCAGAGCCUGCCUGUCUCAGAGACCUGUGAUACCUACUCCUAUGGUGUGGUGCUGUGGGAGAUGCUGACUCGGGAGGUUCCUUUCAAAGGUUUCGAGGGGCUGCAGGUUGCGUGGCUGGUGGUGGAAAAGCAAGAGAGGCUGACCAUCCCCACCAGCUGUCCAGCAAGCUUUGCAGAGCUGAUGAGGAAAUGUUGGCAAGCAGACCCAAAAGAGCGUCCACAGUUCAAACAGGUGCUGGGAACCCUGGAGACCAUGGCCAACGACAGCAGGCUACCAGACCAGUGUAACUCCUUCCUACAUAACAAGGACCAGUGGAGGUGUGAAAUCGAGUCGACCCUGGAGCGUCUUCGGAAGCUGGAGAGGGAGCUUUACUCCAAAGAGAAGGAGCUGGAGGAGCGGGAGAGGAGGCUCAGACUGUGGGAGGAGAGGCUGAUGGAGAGGUCCAACAUGUCUCCCAGUCCCACCUCCCUACUCAUGGAGCGCUCAAACAUCUCACCAUUCUUCACACCGAUGUCCAUCGGCUCCUCGGGCUCCUUCUUCCGUUCGCACUCUCAGGACUCCAGCAGCGCGGGGCUCAGCAGCGCGGGGCUCAGCAGCGCUGGGGUCAGCAGUGCUGGCGUCAGCUGCCUCCUUCGCACCCUCAGCAACGGAGACACGGAGAGGGGGAGCAGUGCGGCGCUAGAGAGGGGGGUGGGUUCACUCGACAGCGGGAGGCUGCACGCCAUGCUCCGAGGGUUGCAUGGCAGGUUCGGAGAUGAGGACGAAGAAGAGGAAGGAACCCUGGAGGAGAAAAGCUGGGGGCAGAGGGAGAGAGACGACAGUGGGAGCUUGGAGGGAGGAAGGGUGCAGGUGACCCUCAGGAGCUUCCCAGGGGGUGUCGUGGAGAGGGAGGAGAGGACGUGGGAGGAGGGGGACAGAGAGAGAGGAGGGAUGCAGAGGAGCAGGGUGACAACCAUAGUCCGAGGAUACUCAGGUGCUUAUGGAGAGGCUGAGGGGGAGAGGGAGAAGGAGGGAGGAGGAUGGGAGAUAGAAAAGCUGGGGGACAGGCUAGACGAGGGAGGGAUAGAAGGAGGGAGGCUGCCGCCCAUUUUCAAGGGUCUCCAUGGGAGUUUGGGGGACAUGCUGUCCUUAGACAUGAACGAGAUGGGGGACGACGUGGACAUGGAUAUGGGGGACCUGGGAGGGAUGAAGGUCGUAGGUCACGGUGUCAGGAGCGAGGUGGGGGUCAGGGGUCGCAGGAGUGACAUGGGAGUCGUGGUCCAGGGAAUCAGAGGCGACCGCAGCGAGGCCAUCAGCCAAAAGAUUAGAGGGGAGGUAGGGGUCAUCGGUCACUCGGGGGUGCAGGUGAGCAUGCGGUCUUCGUCCAAUCAGAACUCUGUGAAGAGCUGCAGCGUGCGACACGGAACCAAGAUCAACAUGGCGACCGCCGCCAUGGACAUGAUGGAGCUCGACUGGUCUGACAGUGACUAAGAAACACACACACAGGAUACACACAGAGGCCAAACUAGAAAGAUUUGUUCGUACGUACAGUAUCUGAGCUACGGUAUGUGCAUUAGGAUCUCCAGCUGAAAAUCAGCUGGUGAACACACAUUUUUUUGUUAAUUCUUUUUUUUUUUUUUUUUUAUUGAAUGGAUGAAAACUACACCCAUGUGUACUGUGAAGUGGGAAGGAGCAAAACGACAAUCAGAGGUUGUCUAUGUCAUGUUGUCAGAAUGACUUCACCUGUGUAAUUUAAUAUGCUAUUAAAAAAACUGCUGCGUAACAUAUUGUAGGAGGUACAAGUGUUAGAGAAAUAACACACUUGAAUGCCGCUCUAAUGAGGCAGCACUUUUUUUUUCCUGCUUAUAAAGAAUCUUGUAGUUUAUAGAUUUGAUUUGUUCAAAACAAGCUUUGACUUCAGUUCUAACUGUGAUCUAGUGUGUGAAUUUUUGGCAUUUCUUUCUGUAUAUUUUAUCAUUUUUCAAUAAAAAGAAAAAACU
Acanthopagrus latus (yellowfin seabream) is the source of this 3169-nucleotide messenger RNA. Its product is annotated as mitogen-activated protein kinase kinase kinase 13-A-like. Gene Ontology annotation, biological process: protein phosphorylation. Gene Ontology annotation, cellular component: cytoplasm. Gene Ontology annotation, molecular function: protein kinase activity; ATP binding. The transcript is spliced from 11 exons. Lineage: Eukaryota; Metazoa; Chordata; Actinopteri; Spariformes; Sparidae. The record is from RefSeq and is a predicted model, not a curated record. The coding region runs from base 633 to 2660 and encodes 675 amino acids.